CAGAAAUGCUGGGGACACUAAAGGUACCAUUGGCGAUCAUACACCUCAAAUGUCUAUUCAAGGCAGAGGACCAUAACAAAGAUGGAUUGAUCGAUUUAGAAGGUUUUAAAUCCAUUUAUAAGGCUUUAAUACAGCGGAAGGAGUUGGCAGAUGUUUAUAAAGGACUCGUCGGUGGUUACAAAGCUCUCUCUGCAGCCCAGUUCCUGAACUUCAUCCGAAAAGACUUGUCUGAGUUUAGCGUCACGCCGGAAGCAGCGUUGGAUCUCAUUGCAAAGUAUGAGCCCGUUAGUAAAGCCAAGAAGGACCAGUGUAUGACAUUCGAAGGAUUUGCGAGGUUUAUGAAUUCACCGGAUAACUAUGUGUUUGUGAAGGAUCGUGUUACCGUUUACCAGGAUAUGACCCAGCCAUUGUGUGAUUACUUUAUUUCCACCUCCCACAAUACAUACCUAAUAUCGGACCAGCUGGUUGGGAAGAGCCACCUAUGGGCCUAUCAAAGCGCCCUGAUGAAAGGAUGCCGCUGCGUGGAAAUCGAUUGUUGGGACGGACCUGACGGGGAACCUAUGGUGUAUCACGGACACACAUUAACAAGCAAACUCCUCUUUAAAACGGUCAUCUAUGUUAUAGACAAAUGCGCCUUUUUGGUGUCGCCCUACCCACUGAUCCUGUCGCUGGAAAAUCACUGCUCCCCCAAACAGCAGGAGGCCAUGGCGUUUUAUUUAAAAUCCAUUUUAGGAGACAAGCUACUCACCAUGCCUGUUGGAAAUUCAUUUUCAAGUCAACUGCCAUCUCCCGAGGACCUUAAAUUUAAAAUUUUGAUUAAAAAUAAGAAAAUUGGAGAGCUUGAAGGCACCAUCCUUAGUUACGGAAUGAACAAAAGUGGUCAGACUGGGGAUUGCAUUGAGGACAUUGAGGACAUUUGUGCUAAUGAAGAAACUCCAUCAAACUCUGCCAAAAAACUUUUUACAUUUAAAUUUAACAUCUUUAAAAGAAAAGAAGAAUCAAAAAGCAAAAAGGUUCAAAAUACAGAAAAGGAGACUCUGGCUCCGGAACUGUCUGACCUGGUGAUUUACACCAAAUCUGUCGCGUUUCGCAGCUUUCAACAUUCAACGAGAAACCAGAAAUUCUAUGAACUUAAUUCAAUAUCUGAAGGUGUCUGUGAGAAACUAGUAAAGGAGUCAGCUCCAGAAUGUAUUUCUCAUAAUAUGAAAUUCAUUACAAGGAUCUACCCGAAGAGCACGAGAGCUUCAUCUUCCAAUUUUAAUCCUCAGAUGUUUUGGAAUGUAGGAUGUCAAAUGGUGGCGUUAAACUUUCAGACUCCUGGAAUUCCCAUGGAUUUACUAGUUGGGAAAUUCAAUGACAAUGGAGGCUGUGGCUACAUCUUAAAACCAGAAUUUCUACGAAAUCCAAAACUCAUGUUCAAUACCUACAACCUUCCCCGCAGCAUUAAACCAAUCACCCUCUCCAUUAAGAUUAUCAGUGGGUUCCUGCUGCCGCCAUGCAGUCUGUCUGUCAGUAAUACCGCCGACUCUUUGGUUUCUGUUGAGAUUUUCGGCGUUCCAGCUGACCAGUCCAAAAAACAAACACAAGUCACAAAGAACAAUGCUUUUAACCCUCGUUGGAACCAACCCCUGACAUUCCACGUUCACGUGCCAGAGCUGGCGAUGAUCCGAUUCUGUGUGGAGGAUCAGUUAUCGCUGGUUUCUAAUGAAUUCCUCGGACAGUACACAUUGCCCUUAACGUGUAUGAGUAAAGGUUUCAGACAUGUCCCUCUGCUCAAUAAACAUGGUCAAACACUGGUCCCUGCAUCCUUGUUUGUUCACGUUUGGUACCACUGAAGCCUCCAAUGCCACUUUUACGUAGAUCUUCUUUGGAGCUUUACUGAGAUCUAACCUGGCAUCCUAACUAGACCCAUAAUGAAAACUGAACGAAUCCCUUUCAUGGACUUCUCCGAGUUCCAAUUAGCCAUUGAAUAAA
Pelobates fuscus (common spadefoot toad) is the source of this 1974-nucleotide messenger RNA. RefSeq names its product phospholipase C zeta 1 (gene PLCZ1). Gene Ontology annotation, cellular component: nucleus. The transcript is spliced from 12 exons. Gene Ontology annotation, molecular function: phosphatidylinositol-4,5-bisphosphate phospholipase C activity. The record is from RefSeq and is a predicted model, not a curated record. NCBI's taxonomy places the organism in Eukaryota, Metazoa, Chordata, Amphibia, Anura, Pelobatidae. Gene Ontology annotation, biological process: positive regulation of cytosolic calcium ion concentration involved in egg activation; lipid metabolic process; phosphatidylinositol-mediated signaling. Bases 6 to 1835 code for a protein of 609 amino acids.